This is a messenger RNA of Odobenus rosmarus divergens (Pacific walrus), 891 nucleotides long. RefSeq names its product partitioning defective 6 homolog gamma-like (gene PARD6G). The record is from RefSeq and is a predicted model, not a curated record. The coding region runs from base 1 to 891 and encodes 296 amino acids. Gene Ontology annotation, biological process: regulation of cellular localization; establishment or maintenance of cell polarity; centrosome cycle. Lineage: Eukaryota; Metazoa; Chordata; Mammalia; Carnivora; Odobenidae. The transcript has a single exon. Gene Ontology annotation, molecular function: protein kinase C binding. Gene Ontology annotation, cellular component: apical plasma membrane; nucleus; cell cortex.
AUGCGUUGCGGUGCCCUCUGGUGCUUUCCCACACCUGCGGCACCUGUCCUGACCGUAACCCCUGCUGUUUCAGAGGAGGCGGAGCACUGCAGCUUCGGGGCCGGCUCGCUGUCCCGCCGGAGGAAGGCACUGGCACUGCGGGAGGACGGCCCCCGCAGGCGCGCACACCUGCACAUCGGCCUGCCGCACGACUUCCGCCCUGUGUCCUCCAUCAUCGACGUGGACAUCCUGCCCGAGACGCACCGCCGUGUGAGGCUGUACAGGCACGGCUGCCAGAAGCCACUGGGCUUCUACAUCCGCGACGGCACGAGUGUGCGCGUCGCCCCGCAGGGGCUGGAGAAGGUGCCCGGCAUCUUCAUUUCACGCAUGGUGCCGGGCGGCCUGGCCGAGAGCACAGGGCUGCUGGCCGUGGACGACGAGGUCCUGGAGGUGAACGGCAUCGAGGUGGCCGGGAAGACGCUGGACCAGGUCACGGACAUGAUGAUCGCCAACAGCCACAACCUCAUCGUCACGGUCAAGCCGGCCAACCAGAGGAACAACGUGGUGCGCGGUAGCCGCGUGUCGGGCAGCUCGGGCCGCUCCUCGGACAGCGCCGCCAGCCGCCACAGCCUGCCCGCCGCCCCCGCGCUGCUGCACCUGCAGCCCGACGACGCCGACAGCGACGACGAGCCCGACGUGGUGCUCGAGGGCGUCCUGGAGCCGCGGCCGGUGCCCAGGCCGCCACCGCCGCCGGGCAGCCAGGCGCGGGUCAACGGCACGGGCCCGGCGCCGGGGCGGGAGGGCCCCGCGCACCGGCUGCUCAGCUCCCUGCGCGCGGACCCGCGCCAGAGCCUGGCCCUGCCGCUGCCCCCGGGCGCCGUGGAGGAGCACGGCCCAGCCGUCACGCUGUAG